AUGGCUUCUCCUUCUUCUUCGUCUCCUCCUCCGCCUGUCAAUUGUCUACACGAUGUUUUCCUCAGCUUCAGAGGGGAAGAUGUCCGCCGGAAAUUCCUUUCCCACUUUCUCAAGGAGCUCGACCGCAAAUUAAUCACCUUCAGGGACGAUAAGAUUGAGAAAGGCCGAUCUAUUGCCCCCGAGCUUACCGACGCCAUUAGAGGAUCGAGGAUCUCGAUUGUCGCGUUUUCCCAUAACUUUGCUAGCUCGAGCUGGUGCUUGAACGAAUUGGUCGAAAUCAUGAAUUGCAGAGAAGAACAAGGCCUAAUCGUGAUUCCCAUUUCCUACGAUGUGGAUCCUUCUCAUGUGAAAAGACAAUCCCACGGCUUCGGUGAGAUCUUCGAAAAGACUUGCCAAGGCAGAUCGGAAGAAGAGAUACUUCAGUGGCGGCGAGCGCUGACCGGGGCAGCAACCAUAACCGGAGAGGAUUCUCGGAUUUGGUCUGAUGAGGCGAAGAUGAUUGAGAAAAUCGUCAAUGAUAUAUCAAAUAAACUGAACUCUACAGAAUCCAAUGAUUUUGGUAACUUUGUUGGUAUUGAAGAUCACAUGACAAAGAUGAAAUCGUUAUUGAAUCUGGAAUCGGAUAGAGUGAUAAUGAUAGGGAUUUGGGGUCCAUCUGGAGUUGGCAAGACUACCAUAGGACGAGCUCUCUUUAGUCAACUCUCAUGUCAGUUUUCACACAGAAUUUUCAUUGAUAAGACCAAGGAAAACUAUUCAAGGGCAAAGUCAAACGACUACAACACGAUGUUGUACUUGCACACACAGUUUCUCUCUGAAAUUUUGGACCAGAAAGACAUCAAGAUACAUGGUUUAGGUGCGUUGGAAGAAAGGUUGGGGCAUAAGAAAGUUCUUGUUAUUUUGGAUGAUGUUGAUGAUCAAGUCGUCUUAAAGGCCUUGGUGGGGAAUAUUUGGUGUUUUGGUCCUGGGAGUAGAAUUGUUGUGAUUUCGAAAGAUAGGGAGCUUCUAAAGGAUUGUGGAAUCGAGUAUGAUUGUAUUUACGAGGUGGGUUUCCCGUCGAAAGAGGUAGCUUUCCAGAUGUUCUGUCGAUGUGCAUUCGGGCAAGACUCUCCUCCUGAUGGUUUUAUGAAGAUUUCUAUUGCAGCUGCAAGGCUCACCGAGAAUCUUCCACUGUGUCUCAAUGUUUUGGGUUCGUCUCUGCGAGGGAUGAAGAAGGAGGAGUGGGCAGCAAGAGUUCCUCAGCUUAGAAAUAGUAUGGCUGGAGAAAUUGAUAAAACAUUAAGGGACAGCUAUGAUAUGUUAGAAAGUGAUCAUAAAGCACUAUUUCGUCACAUCGCUUGUUUAUUUAACCAUAAACCACGUAGCUACGUGAUGCGAUUGCUUGGAGAUAGUAAGUUGGAUGUUGGUGCUGGACUUGAUGCUCUAGCUGAAAGGUGUCUCAUACAGAUAUCUGAGGAUAACAUCAUUAGGAUGCAUGAUUUCCUGCAAAACAUGGGUAGAGAAAUCGUCCGUCAACAAGAACAAGAUAUUCCUGGAAAACGUCAGUUCUUGAUGGACUCUAAGGAGAUCUCCGAUGUACUUGUUGAUGGAACUGGAACUAAUAGUGUUUUAGGCAUCUUUUUGAACUUAUCUGAAGUUGAGGAUGGGUUUUCUAUUAAUAAGAAAGCAUUCAAAAGGAUGAAAAACCUUCGUUUCCUAAGCAUCUACGGGGUCUUACAAGAGGAGAAAGAAGUCUUGCUUCAUUUACAAGGAGGUGAAGACAUUAUGUGGCGCCAACUUAGAUUACUGGAAUGGUGGGGGUGCUUAAUGAGAUCCAUGCCUCUUAACUUUCGUCCAGAAAACCUCGUUGAACUCAAAAUGCCGGAUAGUCACCUUGAGAAAUUGUGGGAAGGAGUUCAGCUGCUUAAAAGCCUCAAGAAGAUGGAUCUGCGGAGAUAUAAAAUGCUGAAAGUAAUCCCUGAUCUUUCAAAAGCCACCAAUCUCGAGGAAUUGUAUCUUGGAGAUUGUUGGAGUCUGGUGAUGAUUCCUUCCUCUAUUCGGAAUCUCAACAGACUCAGGAAGCUAGACAUGAGAAGAUGCAAAAGACUGCAGGGUCUUCCAACCGACAUCCACUUGGAAUCUCUCCAUUCCCUCGAUCUUAGUGGAUGCCUACAGUUGAGAAGUUUUCCUCAGAUUUCAAGUAAUGUUUCAUCUCUCUUUCUAGAUGAAACAGAGAUUGAAGAAGUUCCUGCUUGGAUAGAAGUUAUCGCUGGGCUCAAUUACAUAUUGAUGAAUGGUUGCAGCAACUUAAAAUAUAUAUCUCCAAACAUUUUGAAACUGAAAGAUCUUGAGGUGAUAUUCUUUUCAAACACUUCUUUAACUGAAAAGAGUUGGCAUGACUCUCCAAGUGCAGUGGAAAUAGCAAGAGACAACAUCCACACUCAAUUACCAGAUGCUUCUGUCUCUCGUAAUUGGAAGAACGAAGUCUACCUAAGCUUCAGUGGAAGGGAUGUUAACAGAGCUUUAAUCAGCCACUUUAUCAAGGCAUUCCAUUGCAAAGGAAUCAGUACAAUUAUGGACCAGGCGGUUGAGAGAAGGCAGAACCUAGCCACUGAGUUUGUACAUGGGAUACGAGAAUCAAGAAUAGUUAUAGUCAUGCUUUCAGAUAAUUACGUGUCAUCGAGAUUGUGCUUGGAUGAGUUGGUGGAGAUCAUAAAGUGCAGAGAAGAGACUGGUCUAAAAGUGAUACCCAUUUUUUAUGGUGUGGGUUAUGUUCAUAUCAGGAAGCAGAUCCGAGACCUUGGAAAGACCUACAAGAAGAUGUAUAGAGUGGACAAGCAACAAAAUUUGGUACGAGCUCUUUCUAUAAUAAAGCUGAUUCCGGGAUAUGAUUGCCGGAACUGGGCUUCCGAAGCAGAGCUAACUGAAACAAUUGCUGAUGAUGUUUCUUUUAAACUAAAUUUUACACGAAAAGAGAUUUAUGAUGUGGUUGGAAUAGAAAUGCUGCCCAAGAUUCGUAAAAGCUUAGACCAGGAAACUGAGAAAACAUUAAAAGUGCAUUACGAUGGUUUAAAUGGGAACGAGAAAGCGUUGUUUCGUCAUAUUGCUUGCUUUCUGAAUAGCGAAACAUAUGAGAAUGUGAUGCGAUUGCUGGAAGAAAGUUGGUUGGAUGUUGGAUUUAGUCUUAAGAUUCUAUAUGAUAAGUCUCUGAUACAAAUAUCGGAAGAGAGAGUCAUUAGUAUGCACGAUGGGCUGCGACAACUAGGCAGAGAAAUAGUUCUUGGACCUUUCAUUCACCAGCCUGCAAAGCGUCAAUUCUUGAUGGAUACUAGCCAGGGUUGCGACCUACUUAUUGAUCAAACUGGUACGGAAAAUGUGUUCGGCAUAUCGUUUAAAGUAGCAGAAAUGGAAGAGUCAUUGAGAAGAGAUGGAAAAUUCAAAGGAUUGAAAAAGCUACAGUUUAUGAGAACGUGCAAGGAGAGUUUGUACGGUAAAGAAGUCAGAUUGCAUUUAGUGAAAGGCCUCCACUCUCUGUGGCACCGCCUUAAUAUUACUUGA
This is a messenger RNA of Microthlaspi erraticum, 3534 nucleotides long. The record is from the annotation of a GenBank genome assembly. Lineage: Eukaryota; Viridiplantae; Streptophyta; Magnoliopsida; Brassicales; Brassicaceae.